Molecule: messenger RNA, 495 nt
Organism: Camelina sativa (false flax)
Lineage: Eukaryota; Viridiplantae; Streptophyta; Magnoliopsida; Brassicales; Brassicaceae
Product: transcription factor bHLH75-like
Biological process (GO): regulation of DNA-templated transcription
Cellular component (GO): nucleus
Molecular function (GO): protein dimerization activity; DNA-binding transcription factor activity
Source: RefSeq, a predicted model, not a curated record
AUGCUAGAACUGGCAGGUGAUUCGGGAAGAAAAGGCAAUAAAGGAGUGAGUGGGUCGAAGAGAAGAAGAAGAAAGAGGUUGGAGGAGGUAGAAACCAUGAAUGAAGAUGAGACUCAUCAGAAGCCAAAAGAUGUCGUCCAUGUCCGAGCCAAGAGAGGUCAAGCUACCGAAAGCCACAGUUUGGCUGAAAGGGUACGAAGAGAGAAGAUUAAUGAAAGGCUGAAAUGCUUACAAGACCUUGUUCCAGGCUGCUACAAGACAAUGGGAAUGGCAGUGAUGCUUGAUGUCAUCAUAGAUUAUGUUCGAUCACUCCAGAAUCAAAUCGAGUUUUUGUCGACGAAACUCUCUGCGGCAAGUGCUUACUACGACCUUAAUUCUUUGGACGUUGCGCCAACGGAUAUAUUUCAGGAAGGGAACAUGUCUAGUGCAGAAGAGAUGGAAAGGAUUCUAAUUGGGACUCAGCCUCCAAAUUUCAGUUCCAUAUUGCCCUUUUAA